UUUAUAGCAAAAAAGUGCAUCUGCCUAAUCUACCAUGGACCAUUCUUGGGAUAUUGUUGUGUGGACACUGGAAAACACAAUUGAUUAUGUCCCUUCAUCCUGGGCAAAUGAUACCCGAACUAAGUAUAAAUAUCCACUGAGUAAAAAUACACUUAAAAUUAAAAAACUUAUUGAUGGUAACAUAACUCUUGAAGAUGGUCAGUUUGAAUGGCUUGAUACUGUCUGCAAAGCACAAUCUAUUAGAGAUUUACAAAUGGCAAAAGAGCUAUGUGAAAGGGGAACCUACACCUCGAACUUUAAAAUUACUGAUCCAGAGUGCAGCUCUGAAGUAAAAAGAAAACGAAAAAAGGUUAGGCGACUAUUUAAUAAUAUAACAGAUUCGUCAUCUGAUGAAAAUGUUCCAUUAGCUAGGGGGCAGAAUUUAAUUCGGAAAGUUUUUUCAAGUCAUAAAGCUUUAAAUUCACAAACUUCUAAUAUUCAAGAUCUCUUGCAUAAGAAUAAAACACACUCUUCGGAGCCCUUACUAGAAAAUGUGUGUGAAGCACAGUUUACCUCGUCAGCUAAACCUGUAAGAGCUUUUACAAAUGCAACAUCAGCUCAACAAACACCAGAAACUAGUUCCACUCCAGUCUCAAUGCAUAGAAAUUUAUCAACUAAAUUUUCCUCAGAUUUAACCCCACUACUGAAAGAAAUUACAGAAAUAAAAUUUUAUAUGAGAGAAACUAGGACCAUUUUAUCAAGAAUUGAACAUUUUAUGAACAAUAACUGUAAGAGUAGCAAUUCUGGUGAUGACUUAUAUACAAUAGGGGACAGUAGAAAUAACUUCUUGGAAAAGUUUCCAUGCCAGACAAAACAGCAAUUGGAAGAAGUAGAGUCCAUUAUUACGGAACCUAAAUUUAUGAAGGAACUAAUAACAUUUCUUUAUCUGACAGGACGAAAUAACCCACACAAAAGUGUCUAUAUGGCAAUGCAAAAGGUUUUUGGGAAAGAAUUAGCACUACUGUAUAGUGGACAGGCAAAAAAGAAAAAGAUUCCCUUUUGCAGCAUGAAAACUUAUCAGGCUGGUUUUGCUGCCAUUAGAAAACGAUACCCUGGUGUGUCUGAUGAUUCAAUAAAAAAAUCAGUAUCUUUGUUCUUAGCCACUGCUAAAUCGCGUUUAAUUAGCAAAUGUAAUGCUACGACGCCAUCAGCUGAAGGGUAAGUGUAAUUUUUAUUUGUAGUUUAAUAACAGCUUUAUAGAGUUUAUUUAGAUAAAGUUAAUAGUAUAAAAAAAGUAUUGAAAAUAAAUGGAAUUUAAAAAAGCUAGCACUGAAAUGUG
Anthonomus grandis grandis is the source of this 1318-nucleotide messenger RNA. RefSeq lists its product as uncharacterized. The coding region runs from base 35 to 1201 and encodes 388 amino acids. The transcript has 6 exons. The record is from RefSeq and is a predicted model, not a curated record. Lineage: Eukaryota; Metazoa; Arthropoda; Insecta; Coleoptera; Curculionidae.